CCCUGAUUAUUUGUCAGCUUUGCAGGAAUCACAGCGGUCAGCUCUCUAUAUCGUUUUCCCCUUUGGACUGAGCUGUGACUAGGAGUGGCAAAAACCCAUUGAGAAGGGAGAACUUUUUCCCUCCAGCUGCUGCAAUGCCUCGUCUUCUCUCUUCACCCUCAUGCUUCCUUCUUCUCAUCGUCCUCCUCUUUUCACCUGCCUCCAACUCUGUCCUUGAAGAUGACACCGUGGUGGUCACCAAAAGUGGCCCUAUCAAGGGCAAGCAUCUCUUGACUGCCACUGGCUCCGUGACUGCCUACCUGGGCAUCCCUUACGCUGAGCCUCCCCUGGGGAAAUUGCGUUUCCAGAAGCCCCUUCCACAUAAGCCAUGGAGUGAAGUCUUGGAUGCCACCAGCUAUGGCAACUCUUGCCCUCAGCACAAUGUUUCUGGCAUCCCUGAUGCAGCAAUAUGGGCGCCCAAUACGCCACAAUCAGAAAACUGUCUCUUUCUCAACAUCUGGAUGCCCUAUCCGCGGCCCUCUAUGCCAGUUCCUCUCCUUGUUUGGAUUCAUGGAGGGGGAUUUUUCACAGGGACAGCUUCCCUGGGCGUGUACAAUGGGGCAAAAGUAGCUUCUCAGCUAAAUGGGGUUAUCUACGUAUAUUUCCGUGCCGGGUUUCUUGGCGAAUUUGAAAGUCCACCAGCUGCCCCAGGAAACAUGGCCCUGUCAGACCAGCAGCUGGCUCUGAACUGGAUCAAUGAGAAUGCAGCUGCCUUUGGAGGAGAUCCAACUCGGGUGACCACUUUUGGUCACAGUUCUGGAGCAGCCUCAGUGGGUUUCCAUGCCCUCUCACCAGUCAGCCAACCCCUUUUUGCCCAAGCUGUGAUGCAGAGUGGAUCUCCCAAUGCCGUGUGGGCGUGGAUGAGCCCUGAAGUGGCCAAGCAAAGAUCCCAUGCUGCUGCCCAGAUGCUGGGAUGUGCUGAAGGCGAUAGCAAUGCUGUUGUGAGCUGCCUACAGGGAAAAAAUGUGACAGAAUUCGUUCAGCUUGAAAAAUCACUGCUUCAGAACAGCAAGUUUUUUCUGGAUCUUCCCUUCACGCCAACGACGGAUGGGGAUUUUCUGCCUGAUGACCCGCAAAAGCUUCUAGAGGCCAGGCGCUUUAAAAUCAAGCCAAUUCUCAUCGGUUUCACCUCUGAUGAAGGGUCCAUCUUUAUGGCUCUUACUUUUCCUGACACUGAUCGUAACCUGUUCACUAAGGAGAAACUUCUGGAAGGGAUCAGGAUGAUGAUACGAAAUGCAACUGAAGAAGAUGUCCAGGCAGUGGCACAGAAGUACAGCGAGGAAGGCCAGGGUCCAGCGCGGUACCACUGGGCCUUGUCACAGGCCUACGGAGAUUACUUCUUUGUAUGCCCAGUAGCGGAAUUUGCUGCGAAGAUGGUAGAAGCUGGUUGUCCUGUGUAUGCUUAUUACUUCACGCAUCACACCUCAGGCUCUGUUUGGCCUGAGUGGACUGGGGCAGCCCAUGGCUCUGAGCUGCCUUAUGUGUUUGGAAACCUUGAGUCACUACUGGGCGUCAACAAAACUUACACAGAGGCUGAGGCUGCGCUGAGCCGUAGGAUGAUGGGAUACUGGACAGAGUUUGCCAGAAGUGGGAAACCCACAGGAUCAGCUGCCGAUGAGGUAGAGUGGCCACUCUAUAAUACCACACAGCAGAACUUCUUCCAGCUUAGCACUGAGCCAACCCAGGUUCUGCAGAGAUCGCCUGUGCGACACUGCCCUUUCCUGAAAACACUGUCAAGCAAAUCCAACAAGGAUUCUGCUGCACCAGGAAGAUGAGAAGGAAUCCACUACAACUCCAUAGAAGGUAUCCUCAUGAAAGGUGUUGCUUUGCUUCAUGCCCCUCAAGAGCAAGACAUUACCUGGGAGAAAAAUGACAAGAUAUUCCAAAGAACGAGUUCUCAGGAUCCAUUGGAUAUACAGAGUGUGAACUUGGUACGAUAACAAGAAUCUAAUUAAAACACACAGUUGAAAUUCUAACCAAAUAACUAUUCUGCUGUCUGAGAAGGACGGUCCAAGCUGUUUGGCAAAUGCAACUGUAGAUUCCUGAGACCUCUAAUAAACACUUCUUGAAAUUG
Molecule: messenger RNA, 2113 nt
Organism: Rhineura floridana
Lineage: Eukaryota; Metazoa; Chordata; Lepidosauria; Squamata; Rhineuridae
Product: cholinesterase-like
Exons: 5
Coding region: 135-1814 (559 amino acids)
Biological process (GO): choline metabolic process; acetylcholine catabolic process
Cellular component (GO): plasma membrane
Molecular function (GO): acetylcholinesterase activity
Source: RefSeq, a predicted model, not a curated record